AUGGAGAGGAACGACACGGUGCCGAGCAGCGCGUGCGAGACCGAGCUGGAGUGCCGAGUUGCGCUGGAUAACUGCACUGGCGCUUUGGACGCUAAUCUUUCCGUGCGCUGCUGGCUGCAUCUGCUGACACAGGAGUAUGACUCGGCGCUACAGGGUGACCCCUCGAGCCUGGCAUUGCGCGUGAUGAUUGCGCUCGUGUACUCGGUGGUUUGCGCGCUCGGACUGGUGGGCAACGCGCUGGCGCUCUACCUUCUCCACUCGCGCCACCGGAAGAAACAGAGUUCCAUUGAUUGCUUUGUUAUGGGCCUGGCCUUUACUGACCUGCAGUUUGUGCUCACCCUGCCCUUCUGGGCCGUGGACACUGCGCUGGACUUCCGCUGGCCUUUUGGUCGCAUCAUGUGUAAAAUCGUCAGCUCUGUGACCACCAUGAACAUGUACGCCAGUGUGUUCUUUCUAACCAGCAUGAGUGUGGCUCGUUAUUACUCCAUCACAUCAUCCUUGAAGAUGCAUGGACACCAGUCAGCUGUGAUUAGAGCCAAGUGGGUCAGUGUAGGCAUCUGGGCUGUGUCACUCCUAGCCACGCUGCCACAUGCUGUCUACUCCACCGUUGUUCAGGUGGCACCAGAUGAGGAGCUCUGCCUCGUCCGUUUCCCAGAGUCGGGCAGCUGGGAUCCUCAACAGCUUUUGGGCCUGUACCAGCUGCAGAAAGUGCUGCUAGGAUUCAUCAUCCCACUGGUGGCGAUCACUCUUUGCUACCUGCUGCUCCUGCGCUUCGUGAUGAGCCGUAGGAUCCUUGGAAGUGUAAGCUCAGAGACUGAGCAGGGUCGCAACAAGCGCCGGUCCAAAGUCACAAAGUCAGUUGUGAUUGUGGUGCUUUCCUUUUUUCUCUGCUGGCUGCCUAAUCAGGCUCUCACACUCUGGGCUGUGCUCAUUAAGUUUGACAUGGUGCCCUUCAGCAAUGCCUUCUACAAUGCCCAAGCCUAUGCUUUUCCUCUCUCAGUGUGCCUGGCGCACACCAACAGCUGCCUAAACCCAGUGCUCUACUGUCUCAUCCGCCGAGAAUUCCGUGCUGGCCUCAAGGAACUAAUGAUUAAGGCCACGCCAUCUUACCGGAGCCUGGCACAGCUGCUCCCCCGAAAGGCAAAAGUGGCAGAGGCACCCACUGUUUUGGUCUUAGUGCAGAUGGAUGUCUAA
Molecule: messenger RNA, 1194 nt
Organism: Clarias gariepinus (North African catfish)
Lineage: Eukaryota; Metazoa; Chordata; Actinopteri; Siluriformes; Clariidae
Gene: rxfp3.2b
Product: relaxin family peptide receptor 3.2b
Exons: 1
Coding region: 1-1194 (397 amino acids)
Biological process (GO): immune response; G protein-coupled receptor signaling pathway
Cellular component (GO): membrane
Molecular function (GO): G protein-coupled receptor activity
Source: RefSeq, a predicted model, not a curated record